GUUUUGAUUGUAUUGAUGUGAACGGUGUGAAUUGUGAGAGUAAACGAGAAUAAAUUGGAUAAAUUAUUUUUCAGCAUUUGUAGUCUGAGAUGUUUUUCCCAUAUGCUCAUGGCAACAGCAAAACAGUGUGGCUCUACAUAGCGUGGUUGACAACAUUACUUCUUAUUCCUCAUGCCUCAUUACAGGAUUCAGCUCAGAUUGAUGGAGCCACUGCCUGUGAAUGUGACCUGAUGGCUGACCUCUGUGACCCAGACUGCUGCUGUGAUCCAGACUGCGAGGACUCCCCGGCAUGUCCUCCGUCCGACCCGCUGGGAGCGCUGUCGGCGCUGCGCUGCUCGGCUCCGGCGGCCGGCCAGUCGCCGUGGCACGUGCUGCUCUGCCUGUCCGCGGACCGCUCACCGUUCCUGGGCCAGUUCCACUCCGCUCCGGCUCCUGCUGACAUGGAGCUGUACCGCCGCUCCAAACCGCACUGGCCGGAGACGAGCGGCGGUGGAGGGGGAGGCGAGGGGGACGGCUACCGCUCGGGGUCCACCCUGCUGACCCCGUCUGGCCUACCGCUGCGGCUGCCGCGGACACUACUGGACGGCCGCUGUGCGCCCGCCGUGCCCGUGCCGUUCCUACGGCCCACCACGGCCCGCUGUCCGGUCACAGACGUACGCAGCUCCUGCCGAGAACGCUCCCCACUGGACCCGAGCGGCUACGAUCAGUUAUCUGUGCUAGCCGGCCGGUCGGGAGCGGUGGUUACCGCCCGCAUGCAGCGCCUCUGUGGGUCCGCCAGCAACGAACAGGUGACUCAGUGCCCGUCGCGUCCGAUCGCGCUCGACGGAGACGUGUGUCGUAACGCGUUAGUGAACCUGGUGCUGGUGUUCUCGUGGAAUGGCUCCCAGGUAGUGGAUGCGACCGUGAAUGUGACGGUGGCGGACCUGGCUGUGCCGAACGGACGAGUGAACGUGACCCAAACAGUGGCGGUCAGCUUCCGCCACGUGGCGGCAGGGAACAGCACCGCGCCCUCGCCAGAGGGCAGUGCGGCGCGGCGCCUCGGAAAGACGGGAUACCACCGAGACGAUGUCAUCAUCUCAUCAACUGAGCCGGUGAACGUCACCUCUGCUGACCUGCCCGCCGACCAGCUUGGCCCGCUGCUGACACUUCAGUCAGGUCAGUCACGGCUGUCUGUCAGGGCAGUACAUACACGCCAAGGUGCGGUACUGCCUCGCCCGUCACAGGGCUGCCGUGCAAAGGCAAAAACGCAUAUCUAACAUUUUUCUGUCAGCACAAAAUUUUACACAGGGGCGAGUUUUGUGUUUUUCGGUCAUUGUGGUCUUCCAUUGACCAGAAGCGCAGCAAUGUAUAUAUCAUUUGAAACAGAAUAACGCGUUCUACCUAUGUACAUGCGUAUCAUAGUCCAAAAGUAAUAAAUAUUCAUAUAAUUACAUAAAAGUUUUUCUGCCAUUGCAAUAUUUUCUUUGCGGGGGUGACCCAUGCCAACGACAAACGCGUAUCUGGGCAAAUCCACACAACGGUAGAUAUGCGUAUUUGCCACUCGGCACAAGGCGGUAGCACUAUGGCAAAUACGCGUGUUGGGAGAUAUGCGCACGUGCCAUUGGACACAGACGCCACAGCUAGCUGGAAAAGAGACGUAUAGUAAGAUGUGCAUAAUUGCCACAAUCGUCCUAUCGGACUAGACAACUAACAUAUUGGAUGAUACGCUUGUUGUUUCGUGGCUCGUGCAUACAAAACUUAUGCCCGUAAAUACAUAUGCACACGUAACUGACCACACCCUGUGAUCAAUACGGGAGAUGCAGAUUCACAUAGCUGGCAAGACGUUUGUGCGUUGGUAUACAUAAUGUUGUGACGCUGUCGUGGAUCCUCACGCAAGUGCCUGGUUCCGUAAAAAGGUUGCCGGCCUUUUAACCCUCGCACUUAUAGAGCGGGGGAGGGGUCGUAUGGAGUAUGGACCCCUCGGUUUUUCGAGACCGCCAAAAAGCGGCCGAUCGCAACAAAACUUUACUUACCCUUGAGUUUAGAAAUUUUACACCUACUCGAAACAAUCUGAUGACCUUGACCCAAAUGACCUUUGAGCUGUGACUUAUUUCUCAAGACCGUGUUUGGCCGAAAUCGCGAUUCGGCGUAUAUCAACUCACAUUAUCCGCGCGUUUCCAGUCUUCCAGGGGGGGGGGGAGUGUUUAAGGUCCAAUGAGUUCCUUCAAGCACAGGGCCUCGGCUAAGGAAAUUUGACUACUGGGGCAAAUCGUCAAAGUGUGUUGGCGCCCUGC
Messenger RNA from Amphibalanus amphitrite, 2273 nucleotides. Its product is annotated as tectonic-2-like. The transcript is spliced from 5 exons. Lineage: Eukaryota; Metazoa; Arthropoda; Thecostraca; Balanomorpha; Balanidae. The coding region runs from base 90 to 1256 and encodes 388 amino acids. The record is from RefSeq and is a predicted model, not a curated record.